UGGAAUCCGAUCGACAAGAAGAAAGCAUUAUGCCGCCACCGACCGUCCACCAACCAAGUAUGCUGUGUGAAUUAUUUGCAAAUUCUUCACAAGGACUUUACACUCCCCAGGUUAAGAAUGACCUUAUACCGAAAAUUAACCAAGAGUUUGACAAUUUAGAGAAAGUUAAGGUAUUUUACAACCGUUAUGCUAAAGAAGGUGGUUUUAGUAUCCGAUCACAUUCUAGUAGAAAAAGUACAGCCGAUGUAAAUGUAAUCGUUAGGAAGGAGUUUUGUUGUUUCAAACAAGGGUUGAAGGUUCAAAAAAGUACUCAACCAAACAAACGGCGUCGGGGGAUAACUAGAGAGAAUUGUCGUGCAAAAUUGGCUAUUGUGAGGAAGGGUGAAAAGUAUGUUGUGUCCCAAUUUUUCGAGGGUCAUAAUCACCCACUUGCGUCUCCGAGGAGGGCACAUUUGCUUCCAUCCCAUCGUAAGGUGUCAGUUGCCAAAAAAGCUUUAAUAGAACAACUGUUAGCAGCAAAUGUGCCAACUUGUCAACAAAUGACUAUAUUUGAGUGGGAAUCGGGAGGUCUUGAAAAUGUUGGUUGCUCAUAACAAGAUUUGUAUAAUUAUAAAAGGGACAAGAAGAUGACGGUAGACGGACAUGACGCCGAUAUGCUGUAUGAGUAUUUUCAAUCUGAAAAAGCAAAGAACGACGGUUUUACUUUUACAAUU
Messenger RNA from Rhododendron vialii, 713 nucleotides. RefSeq names its product protein FAR1-RELATED SEQUENCE 5-like. The transcript is spliced from 2 exons. The coding region runs from base 30 to 593 and encodes 187 amino acids. Lineage: Eukaryota; Viridiplantae; Streptophyta; Magnoliopsida; Ericales; Ericaceae. The record is from RefSeq and is a predicted model, not a curated record.